CAACUCGAACGAGAGCUCGCCUACCUGCGCGGUCAGACCGCCAAGGCCAAGAUGGAGGCACUAGCCAAGUACGGAGGAUCCAAGGAGGAGCUCGCUGGAUGGCUUGUCCAGAUGAGAGCCUACUUCCUCUACUACGCGGAGCGAUUCGUCAACGAAGCCCAGAAGGUUGGGUACGCGGCCUCCCGACUUGAGGACAAGGCGCUUGGAUGGUUCGAACCGACCUUGGACGACUACCUGAAGCACGCGAACGACGAAGAAGAGCAGGAGGAGGUCACU
This is a messenger RNA of Parathielavia appendiculata, 276 nucleotides long. RefSeq lists its product as uncharacterized. The transcript has a single exon. Lineage: Eukaryota; Fungi; Ascomycota; Sordariomycetes; Sordariales; Chaetomiaceae. The annotation marks the transcript as partial. The record is from RefSeq and is a predicted model, not a curated record.